This is a messenger RNA of Delphinapterus leucas (beluga whale), 1556 nucleotides long. The record is from RefSeq and is a predicted model, not a curated record. NCBI's taxonomy places the organism in Eukaryota, Metazoa, Chordata, Mammalia, Artiodactyla, Monodontidae.
CGCCGGCCCAAAAGGCGGAGUCGCGAGGCGGAGGGCCCAGAGCUGUGAGAACUGUGCUGAGUGCGACGCGUAGAAAGCCUGCGGGAGCCCAGACCCGGAGGAGACCCUCGUCCCCGCCCGGCCUGGCCCGGCCCCGCGCUAUGGAGUUCCUCUGGGCCCCUCUCUUGGGUCUGUGCUGCAGUCUGGCCGCUGCUGACCGCCACACCGUCUUCUGGAACAGUUCAAACCCCAAGUUUCGGAAUGAGGACUACACAGUACACGUGCAGUUAAAUGACUACCUGGACAUCAUCUGUCCUCAUUAUGAGGAUGAGUCUGUGGCAGACGCUGCCAUGGAGCGGUACACACUGUACCUGGUGGAGCGCGAGCAGUACCAACUGUGCCAACCCCAAUCCAAGGACCAGGUCCGCUGGCAGUGCAACCAGCCCAGUGCCAGGCAUGGCCCAGAGAAGCUGUCUGAGAAGUUCCAGCGCUUCACACCCUUUACCCUGGGCAAGGAGUUCAAAGAGGGACACAGCUACUACUACAUCUCCAAACCCAUCCACUACCAGGAAGACCAGUGCUUGAGGUUGAAGGUGAACGUCAAUGGCAAAAUCACUCACAGUCCUCAGGCCCAUGCCAAUGCACAGGAGAAGAGGCUUCCAGCAGAUGACCCAGAGGUGCAGGUUCUACAUAGCAUUGGUCACAGUGCCGCCCCCCGCCUCUUCCCACUCGCCUGGGCUGUGCUGCUCCUGCCGUUCCUGCUGCUGCAAACCCUAUGAAGAUGUAUGCUGCAUGCACUGUAGGAAUUGGAACUGGGCUGAGGGGGCAGGGCGGGCCUCCCUCACCUGCCUGGGGCCCCUCCCAAAGCCCUAGUCCUGGGAGCCACUCCUACCACAUGCACAAGCUGCCACCCAGCAGCGUCAAAACGGGUCAGUAUUAAAGCUUUCAACCCAAAGGAGGUCAGCAAGCCUGACAGUGCCAUCCUCGCCUCCACCUCAGAGGGAUGGACAAAGAAGUGGACAGUCCUUUCCCCUUCAUUCCUGCCCUUAAGCCAAAGAAACGGGCUGUGCGGACAUGGCCUCUUAAGAAGGGCACUGUGGGAGCCGAGCUGAAAGGGGCUUGGGCUUACAUGGAUGGACACUGAGCUUGGCAAAGAUGUCCCUCCCAGAGAGAGCCAGGAUGGCUCUGAAGGAAAAGCAAGAGACAGUUUCCUGCUUGGGAGCCAGGGACAGGAGAGGCAACAUGCUUGGGCUGACCCAGCAUCUCCCCCAAGACUGUUCUCUGUGGAGGUGCCACGGAGAGGACUGUAGCCAGUCACUACAUCCUCUCCCACCCUGGGGCAUCACUCCACAAAGCUGUGCCAGCAGGGGGGCUGUGCCAACCUGUUCUUAGAGUGUAGCUGUAAGGGCAGUGCCCAUGUGCACAGAGUCUGUGCCUAGACUGACUGUAGCCUGAAGGGCAGGGCCCACGAGUACAGAAUCUGUAUAUGAACUAGAUGUGUGUCUGCUGAUUUCUACAACUGGAGUUUUUUUAUACAAUGUUCUUUGUCUCAAAAUAAAGCAAUGUGUUUUUUUGGA